AUGGCUCCCAUUCGACGAUAUCUCCGUAUUAGCAAAUACUCAGUACUGGAAUGUCGGAUUUAUCUGGAAUCCCCAUCUGAUUCACGAUGGCUCUUGGACUCUCGCGAUCCUGUGCUACCACGCGUCAUCUCUGCCGUUCGACCGUUGGUCCUUCCGAAGCUGCGUGAAGAGAAUGAGCGGUUGUUCAUGCGCAAAAAGGGCAAGCCGGUCAAGGAUGUCAUUGCAGAAGAUGACUUUGAAGUGGCCAUCUUCCUCCGCGAAUCCCGCACCCGCCAUUCGCUCCUCACGCGCAACAAAACAUUCCACGGAAAGGAACGUCAAGCUCGAAACUUAAAACUGGAGUUGAACCAAGAACAUGUCUCAGAGGAUACGGCUGCCAACCCGGUUAACUCGGGAGAUGGCGAAAUUAUGAUCGAGAGUGAUAGUGAGCCUGAUCUGGAAUUGCACAAUAUUCCCGAAUCUGCGGACGAAGUGCCUGAAGACACUGGCAGUGACGAGAAGAAGCUUGGUUUCAGCACCCAUUACGAGAGCUUCAAUAUCUAUGGAUGGGUGUUAUGUCUGUUGAUCACCCGCAAGGGCGACAAAACCAGACCAAGUGCUGUGGCAUCUGAGUCAAAUCGGCAACCUCUGAUGGAAGAAUGGAUUUCAACUCAGGCUCAGGCGUCUGUUGACGAGUGA
Molecule: messenger RNA, 678 nt
Organism: Penicillium mononematosum
Lineage: Eukaryota; Fungi; Ascomycota; Eurotiomycetes; Eurotiales; Aspergillaceae
Exons: 3
Coding region: 1-678 (225 amino acids)
Source: RefSeq, a predicted model, not a curated record